Mauremys reevesii (Reeves's turtle) is the source of this 2075-nucleotide messenger RNA. RefSeq names its product forkhead box I3 (gene FOXI3). Lineage: Eukaryota; Metazoa; Chordata; Testudines; Geoemydidae. Gene Ontology annotation, biological process: regulation of transcription by RNA polymerase II; anatomical structure morphogenesis; cell differentiation. The record is from RefSeq and is a predicted model, not a curated record. Gene Ontology annotation, molecular function: RNA polymerase II cis-regulatory region sequence-specific DNA binding; DNA-binding transcription factor activity, RNA polymerase II-specific.
AUGAGCGCCGGUGACUUGCAGCCCAGCUCCCCCGCCAGCCCGCAGCCCCGCCGGGCGCCCGACAUGGCCGUGUACUGCGCCGAGCACUUCGGCGCCUACCCGCAGCCCGCCGCCGCGGCCGCCUCCUCCACGCCGCGGCCGGCCGCCUACGCCCUGGCCGACUACGGGGCGCCGGCCAACGCCGGCUACCUGUGGGGCGUGAGCGGCCCGGCCCCGUACCUGCAGGGCGGCCCGGGCCGGCCGCCCCCUUCCUGCCGCCCGCCUCCUACGGCUGCUCGCGGGGCGCCCUCCGCGCCGGGCUCGCCCUCGCCCGCGGCGGCCGAGCUGAGCUGGCUGAGCCUGGCCGGGCAGGAGGAGCUGCUGCGCCUGGUGCGGCCGCCCUACUCCUACUCGGCGCUGAUCGCCAUGGCCAUCCAGAGCGCGCCCGGCCGCAAGCUCACGCUGAGCCACAUCUACCAGUACGUGGCCGAGAACUUCCCCUUCUACAAGCGCAGCAAGGCCGGCUGGCAGAACAGCAUCCGCCACAACCUCAGCCUCAACGACUGCUUCCGCAAGGUGCCCCGCGACGAGGACGACCCGGGGAAGGGGAACUACUGGACCUUAGACCCAAACUGUGAGAAGAUGUUUGACAAUGGGAAUUUCCGGCGCAAGCGCAAACGGCGCUCUGAGCCUAACACCCCCACUGUGGUGUCCUCUGGGGGGGCCCUGAAGGCUGAGGAAGGGCGUCCCAUCCCGGCUGCUGCAGGCAAGCCCUGUGGAAACAGCCCCUCCCCAGAGCUGGAACUAUCACCUGCCAGGGACCAUCCCAAAAGCUCCUCUUCUCCGGGCAUCAUCUCAGCCACCCCAGGCUGCCUGAGCACCUUCUUCAGUAGCAUGAGCUCACUGAGCAGCGGAGGGAGCCGCCUGGCAGGAGGCUUCAGCAGGGAGCUGCACCAUCGGAACUUCCCCACUGGGCAGAUGAGUGGUGGCACCUUCACUGCCUCCUCCAGCAGCUCCUCCCAGGAGGGGCACCCACCAGACCAGCUGCAGCGAGUUCCGGGGCCCACUGCUGCCUAUUACAACUCCUUCCACCCCAGCAGCAGCCAGGGUGCCCAGUACAACCAUUACUACAACUUCACAGUAAACAGCCUCAUCUACGCCCGGGAUGGCACCGAGGUGUAGGGCAUGGAUUGCAACUCGACGGAACGAGAAAGGCUGGUUCAUUCAGCAAUGAGGAAGACCCCAGGCUUUUGCAAACUGCGUUUGAAGCAGGACACUUGCAGUAUGUUUUCCCAGGAAGAAAAACUUACAAUCUAUUAAAUAUAUAUGUACACACACACAAUGUGGAGUAUUUCCCUACUCGUCCCUGCAAAAUCACUGAUCCACACAGGAUGCCUGUUUGCCACGAAAUUCUGCAAAUGAGAACCAGAACUGGAUUAGUGACUUCAGAGGUUUUUAAUCUUGAAUGUAGAGUUAAAAAAAUAACUACAAAGAGAAAGCAGCAAGGACCAAAUAUAGACACAUAGCAGGGGAAUAUUGCCUGUUGGUCAUUUAUUUGUGAACCUCUGUUUACAAGUGCUUUGGUCUUGGAAGAGAAAAAAAAAUGAAGAGAUUUCUAAUGAAGUGCCUUCUAAAAAUCCCUAUGUCCGUGAUUGCCUGUUUAGGUAAUUGCUUUAGGCCUCGAUCCUGCAGUGUACAAUGCCUGGGUAGAUUCUUUGCCCACACAGAACCCCUUUAGAUACAGAGUGGCUCCAUGCGGGUUCGCCAGGCUGCCUGUGCUUUGUAUAUUGAAGAAUCAGAGCCUUAAUUUUGUAAAAGAAUCGUUUUACUUAAGCUUAGUACCAAAGACACACAAUCUAGCCAUACAGCUUUUAGCAAGAGAAUAAACACAGUGAAUAUUUUUAUACAUAUUUGUACGUAAUGUACUACUCUGUACAUACAUUUCUAUGGGAUUUUAUAUUUGUAAAUUAUGCUCUGGAGUUUGUACUUAUUUAUAAUGUGUUUGACAUUUGGGAAAGUUUAUUUUGCCUUUCCUUUCCCUAACCCCCAUUCCCCUCCUCCUUUUUUUUAUUGUAGUGUAUGAAUGAAACUUUUCA